Microstroma glucosiphilum is the source of this 2178-nucleotide messenger RNA. Its product is annotated as general substrate transporter. The coding region runs from base 297 to 1979 and encodes 560 amino acids. Lineage: Eukaryota; Fungi; Basidiomycota; Exobasidiomycetes; Microstromatales; Microstromataceae. Gene Ontology annotation, molecular function: carbohydrate:proton symporter activity. The transcript is spliced from 2 exons. Gene Ontology annotation, cellular component: membrane. The record is from RefSeq and is a predicted model, not a curated record. Gene Ontology annotation, biological process: transmembrane transport; carbohydrate transport.
GCGGGGUAAAGCAAUUGUGGCGGUGGGGUGAGGGCUGCAAGUGAGAUAGGAAGAGGCGGAUGCAGCUGUACCGUGUGAUGUAUAAAGAGGAUGCGGAUCAUCGGCCCUUCAUUGCCACCUUCCUCCCGUCAGCACGUUCUCACCCCAGUAGAUCCUACCCUAGUCGGCAUAUUUUUCAUCGCGACGUCCUCCUCGUCGCGUGUUCCGUCUAGACCUCCUUACUCGCCCGCUGUCUGCGACACCUCCUCCCCUUCGCCCCGUCUACACUACCCGCCGCCCCGUAUAUACCGCGCACCAUGCUGCUUCGUCACCUUCGUGAAGUGCCCUCCGAGUCGCGAUCCUGGAUCCGACUCUGGUGGCCAGUAUGGACCAUCGGUGCUCUGGGUAUCUCUCGCGGUCUCGACGAGGGAAUCAUCUCCGGUGUCAUUACCCAAGCCAGCUUCAAGAAGAGCUUCUCCUUCGAGGCCGACUCGUCUGUUGAGAACAACAUCGCAUCUAUGCUCCAGGCUGGUUCCAUCGUCGGCUCCGUCCUUGCCUUUGCCGUCUCUGACAUCCUCGGUCGACGCAGGACUGCCCAACUUGCCUGUCUCCUCUGGAUCAUGGGAACCAUCAUCUGGUUCACUUCCGUCCACGGACAGGAGGGCGAUGGCAACCUGAGCCAACUCCUUGCUGGUCGUUUCCUCGCUGGUCUCGGUGUUGGUUGCACCCCCGUCGUUGCCCCCACCUACCUUGCCGAAAUUGCCCCCCGAGCCAUCCGAGGUCUCUGCGUCUGUGUCUUCUCUGGAUCUGUCUACAUCGGUAUCCUCCUCGGCUACUGGGUCAACUACGGUACUGCCAAGAACAUCUCCAGCGCCUCUAGCUUGCAGUGGCAGGUCCCCGCAGCCCUCAACUACAUCUUUGCCGGUCUCAUCUUCAUCAAUAGCUUCUUCAUUCCCGAGUCUCCUCGCUGGCUUCUCAAGGUCGGCCGUGAGGAGGAAGCACGCAAGUCGCUCAACUGGCUGCGAAACCGUGGUGACGAAAACGCCAUUGUCAACCAGGAGUUCGGCCAGAUGGCAGACACACUCGACGAGGAGCGCAUUGCUCGUGGCAACCGUGCCUGGUACCACGUCUUCCCUCAGCUGAUCAACAACCGUCGAAACUUGCACGUCCUGUUGAUCGGAAUCGGAAUCCAGCUCUUCGGACAAUUCUCCGGCGGUGGUUCCAUGACCGUCUUUGCUCCCAAGCUCUUCGGCUUCGUCGGUAUCAAGGGUGCUCAGACCAAGCUCUUCACCACUGGUGUCUUCGGUAUCGUCAAGCUCGUCUCGUCGCUCGCGGCUGCCUUCUUCCUCGUCGACUUGCUGGGUAGGAAGACUGCCGUUAUGGCCGGUCUCACCAUCCAAGCCAUCUCUUGCCUCUACCUCGCCAUCUACCUCAAGUACCACUACAACACAAACACCACUACCGAGACCAGCGCGCAGAAGAUGAUGGCCGAUGUCGGAAUCUUCUUCAUCUUCCUCUCGGGAGUAGCCUGGGCCAUUGGAGUCAACUCUGUCCAGUACCUCUCCCAGACGGAGAUGUUCGCCCUCGACGUGCGAUCACUUGGAGUCGCCACCAUUUCCGUUAUCCACUUCGCCUGCCAGUACGGGUCAUCGCGAUCAGUCAACCCUAUCAUCAACUCGGGUGGACCUUACGUCCUCUUCGUCUUCUUCUUCAUCAUGUCGGUCGCUGCGUUGGCCUUCGUCCUAUUCGCCAUGCCUGAAGUAAGCGGAAUGCCCCUGGAGCGAGUUAAAGAUCUCUUUGAUAACAAGAAGUGGUAUUUGGUCGGUAUCACCCAAAAUCGACCCCUCAAGGGCGCCGACCGCGUCGCCAGCAACGAAGAGGAGGGCCUGCCUCAGCUUGGCAAGGCCAACGAGAUGCGCGAGGGCUACGCUGGUUCCGACGAGGACAAGAGCGCCAAGAAGGAGGACAGUGGCAUCACCACUACCACCAAGGAUGCCUGAUUUCUUCCACUGCGGAAGAGGUAGAAAGUGGAAGUGAGGCAGAGCGACGCAUCUGGCGGAGCGGAAUGCGCUCCCGCAUAGUGUCGUUCCUCCGCACUUUACUUCCGCACCCCCUUGCAUUGUUUUGAUUGUCAUUUGCUAGCUUUGCUCUGCUGUCGCGUAUUGUAUUGUCACCAUACUCUUACUUAGCUUGAAUACG